UGAAGGAGACGUCUUUUCUUUCACUACUCGCAACAACACGGGGAAAGUGACACAUAUUUAAUGCCAAUUCAUUACAUGGGAAGUUGGCUCAGGCAUGGAGAGUUGUGAUUCCCCGACAGACGACAUGAUGGAGGCAUGGUUGGAUGAUCACUUGGACUUCGCUCACUCCUACUUUGUACGAAAAGGCACGAGGGAGAUGGUUAACGCCUGGUUCGCCGACCGAGUCCACACGAUCCAGCCCUCCAAGGAAGGUUCCAGAUCGCUGACCGAGCCCGGCCCGGCGCCGCUCCAGGGCGGCCGGUCGGACGUCACCGCGCCCUCCCCGGUACCCGGGACGCCCACCCGCAAGAUCUCGGCCUCGGAGUUCGACAGGCCCCUGCGGCCCAUCGUGGUGAAGGACUCGGAGGGCUCGCUGACGUUCCUCAGUGACUCGGAGAGGCUGCUCAUGCCCCUCCGGGCGCAGCGUUCGGAGGCCGGCGAGGGGCAGCAGGGAAAGGACCGCUGCGCCCGGCUGCUGGAGCUGGUGAGGGAGGUGUCCAGCUACCUGGACAUCACGGCGCUCUGCCACAAGAUCUUUCUGCACAUCAACGAGCUCAUCGCCGCCGACCGCUACUCGCUCUUCCUGGUGCACGAGGACAGCUCCAACGAGAAGUUCCUGGUCAGCCGGCUCUUCGACGUGGCCGAGGGCUCCACGCUGGAGGAGGCGUCCAACAACUGCAUCCGUCUGGACUGGAACAAGGGCAUUGUGGGACACGUGGCGGCCACCGGGCUGCCGCUGAACAUAAAGGACGCCUAUGAGGACCCGAGAUUCAAUGCGGAGGUCGACCUGAUCACGGGAUACAAGACCCAGAGCAUUCUUUGCAUGCCCAUCAAGAACCAUAGAGAGGAGGUGGUUGGAGUGGCACAGGCGAUUAAUAAGAAGUGCGGGAACAACGGCACGUUUACAGAACAAGAUGAAAAGGACUUCUCCUCCUAUCUGGCGUUUUCUGGGAUCGUUCUCCACAACGCGCAGCUCUACGAGACGUCCCAGCUGGAGAACCGGCGGAAUCAGGUGCUGCUGGACUUGGCCAGUCUGAUCUUGGAGGAGCAGCAGUCUCUGGAGGUGCUCCUGAGGAAGAUCGCCGCCACCAUCCUGUCCUUCAUGCAGGCUCAGUGCUGCACCGUCUUCAUCGCAGACGGAGGCUCCAUGAACUCUUUCUCCAGCGUCUUUCACAUGGAGCACGAGGAACUUGGCGAGCCCGUCGAGGUUCCCAAACGGGAUUGCGACGUAAGUAAGAUCAACUACAUGUAUGCGCAGUAUGUGAAGAACACCAUGGAGCCCCUGAACAUCGGAGACGUCACCAAAGACAUGCGAUUCCCCUGGACGAGUGAAUGCGCGGAGCACUCGCGGAAGCAGAUGAGGAGCUUGCUCUGCACCCCGAUCAAAAACGGAAAGAAGGACAAGGUUAUAGGUGUCUGUCAGCUGCUGAAUAAGAUGGACGAGGCCGCUGGGAAGAUCAAAGCCUUUAACCGAAAUGACGAGCAGUUCCUGGAGGCCUUCGCCAUCUUCUGCGGCCUAGGCAUUCAGAACACUCAGAUGUACGAGACGGUGGAGAGGGCUAUGGCCAAACAGGAGGUCACACUAGAGGUCCUCUCGUACCACGCCUCUGCAGCUGAGGAAGAAUCGCGGGCGCUGCAGGUAACCGCGGCAGCGACUGUUCCGUCAGCUCAGUCCCUGCGUCUGAUGGACUUCAGCUUCAGCGACUUUGACCUGUCGGACGCAGAGACCACACAGGCCACCAUACGCAUGUUCGUGGACCUCAGCCUGGUGCAGAACUUCCAGAUGAAGUACAAGAGUCUUUGCCAUUGGAUCCUAAGUGUGAAAAAGAACUACAGGAAAAAUGUGGCCUACCACAAUUGGAGACAUGCCUUCAACACCGCACAGUGCAUGUUUGCUGUGCUAAAAUCAGGAAGGAUACAGAGCAAGAUGAACGACCUUGAGAUCCUGGCCCUAAUGAUCGCCACGCUCAGUCAUGACCUGGACCACAGAGGGGUCAACAACUCCUACAUACAGAGGAGUGACCACCCGUUGGCACAGCUCUACUGCCACUCCAUCAUGGAGCAUCACCACUUUGACCAGUGCCUCAUGAUCCUCAACAGCCCAGGUAAUCAGAUCCUGAGUGGCCUGUCUCUGGAGGAGUACAAAUCCACACUGAAGAUGAUCGAGAAGGCUAUUCUGGCGACAGACCUGGCACUUUACAUGAAGAAAAGAGGUGAAUUCUUUGAUCUCACCAAAAACAGCCAGUUUGUUUGGGAUGAUGAUUAUCACAGAGACUUACUGAGGUCAAUGCUGAUGACAGCCUGUGAUGUCUCUGCCAUCACCAAGCCUUGGCCGGUUCAGAGGAGGAUAGCGGAGCUGGUCGCCACAGAGUUCUUCGAGCAAGGAGACAAGGAAAGGGAGCUCAACAUCGAGCCCAUUGACCUGAUGAACAGGGAGAAGAGCGAUAAGAUACCCAGCAUGCAGGUCUCCUUCAUCGACGCCAUCUGCACGGAGCUUUACGAGACCCUCACCAACAUCUCCGACUCGUGCUCGCCUCUGCUGGACGGGUGCAUGAAGAACCGGCAGAAUUGGAACGUCCUGGCGGAGCAGAAGGAGAAACAGGAAAUGGUCAAUGGAGCGUUGUAAUGUUCCCCAAGGACACACACACACCCCCCAAAUCCUCCAGACUCCCUUUCAAACCUUCACCUGUUUAAGCUAUAUUUAUUCAUUUAGCCGUCCUUUAUUUUUGCACAAAGGAGAGUGUCAGAUGAUCGUGUCUGUGUCCUUCACGCAGAAAGGCAGAGAGGAGGACGUGAUGGACGCUUGUGCAGUUCCAACUGAUAGGAGCUCCGUCAGUUGCUCUCUGGAAAUCCAAACAAACACAAACGCAACACGGCUACAUGGAUCAGACUAUCUGAACUGCACGAACACGCACUACCAAUUAGACUAGAAUAACCUUAUUAGCAUUUUCACACUGUCUUACACCACAUCUUAGUAUUUAUUGUUUUAUAUAUUUAUUAGUUUUAUACAGUUUAAUGUCGAUAAUACAGAAGCCUUUUAUGAGAGUGCUAUAUAACAUUUGACAAAAACUAAAGCUUUUUAAUGGACAACACAAAUACACCAAUCUUUUUUCACUUUGUAAAACCACAAAAUGAAUUCAUCCCACCGAUAUAAUUAUACGCAAUUCCUCGCCUUUUACUUUUAGAAGCACUAGAGCUGGUGUGUUCGGCCUGCAUUUAAGAAUGAAGAGGUGUUUCCGCUGCGACCCUCUGACGUCAUUCAGCCAGGGCCUAUCGCGGGCCUGCUGGGGGGCAAGGGGGACAGGUGAUUGGACACCUGUUGUCACCGGGUUUGGACGGUGACCUGACCAGCAGGUGUCCUCUUUUGAAGCCACUUUGAACCCGAGUUGGGGGUGUGAAAUGGAUGGACGUUUGAAGUCUGAAAUAGAAGUUCAAAGGACCACCAAAGAAGCCAUUGCUGCUAGAGUCUGUUUUGUAUAAAGUAUCACCACGAGGAGGUUUAUUUGCAUAUCAAAAAAAUCCUCUUUGAAAUGCCUCAUAUUUGUGUGCACUUUUAUAAUGAAAAACAUGAGGAAAAAAAAAAUUAUGAAAGAAAAUAAAAUGACCAGCUAUCCAGACAACUGCCCCAAAAAGAGAUAGGUAAAGUAAGAGAAGAGGUUUUCUUUCCUGGGGGUACCCUUAGCCUUUCUUGUUUCAUACUGUAUGUUGCAAUGGGGGCCCAGGACCUGUGAUAUAAGAAGGCACGGUCACACCUCUGUUUAUGUUUGACGCACAACACAGAUAACAGGUUGUUACAGUGUGUAGAAACUAUAUAAAUAAUUCACCAACAUCCAGAUUGAUUGUUAUUGUAUCUUUCGUAAACUGUGCAGCACUUUGUGUCCCAGUAGAUCGCUUGUGGUCAGACGAUUGGUCGCAUUUUUUGGUAUGAUAGGUUUCAGAGCCUAUCCUUGUAUCGAUUGGUUAGAAGCCGUGUCUGACGUACCUCCCGUCUAUGCUUUGAGAAUAACGGCCUUGAUGAUGUCAUAGAAUUGAGAGGAUGCAGUGCCAUGGUGGGCCUCAGCACUUGUGGAUGCGGGAGGAGUCUGGCGUGGAUGCUCGUAGCCUCCAUGAAGACUUGUUUUUUUCGCUAUGUUGAAACUGAUGAACACUGAUGAAAUUAAUGGUAAAUUCCAGUAAAGGGACAUCUUUUCUA
Molecule: messenger RNA, 4231 nt
Organism: Conger conger (European conger)
Lineage: Eukaryota; Metazoa; Chordata; Actinopteri; Anguilliformes; Congridae
Gene: pde5ab
Product: phosphodiesterase 5A, cGMP-specific, b
Exons: 21
Coding region: 95-2665 (856 amino acids)
Biological process (GO): signal transduction
Molecular function (GO): protein binding; 3',5'-cyclic-GMP phosphodiesterase activity
Source: RefSeq, a predicted model, not a curated record